Molecule: messenger RNA, 13398 nt
Organism: Plasmodium cynomolgi strain B
Lineage: Eukaryota; Apicomplexa; Aconoidasida; Haemosporida; Plasmodiidae
Exons: 7
Coding region: 1-10572 (3523 amino acids)
Source: RefSeq, a predicted model, not a curated record
AUGAGUAACAUCGGCGGGAAAGGCCAAGCCAACUGCUGCAGUGGUAAGAGCCACUUGGAAAGGACCCCCCUUUUGUGUUUCCAUGUUAUUAAUCGGUUUGCAGCCAGCAGAGUAGUAGCCAUCAUGGGGUUGAUAAUCGAAGGAACAAUCUAUGAUGUAGUCAAAUUGGUGUUCCAAGUUGCCAUCACGAAGGUGGCACGAAUGGCAGUCCUAAUGGGUGUCAUUGUAGGCUCUGUAGCAAUUGCUAUCAGGGAGGUUCUCAUGUAUGCCCAAUUUUGCACCCAGUUGGUGGCAUCCCUAUUGGCGAAGCGGGCACCUCUAAUCAUCAGACAAAGGAAGUGCAGUGAAGAGACGAACCCAGCGCAGAGAUGCAUGUCUACCCACAAAUGUAACGUAUUAAAUAUAUCGCUUAAGGAUUGCACAACGGGUCAGGUAAUUUCUGCCCAUAGUAGAAGCUCCCUUAGAUCACUCUCAAGUCGUACCUUGUCGAAAAAGGAAAGUGGCAUAUGCAAGGUUGGUUGCCCUUUAGUGGAGAAUUCACCAUCUGAUAAUUUGAAAGCGGAAGAAAACAAGUCACUGCUAGGAGUGCAUGUUGGGGGGGAGCGUUCUGGCGGAGAGAAGGUUACCCUAGUUGAUAUGCCGAGAGAAAGAAUUAAGCAGCAAGGAAUUAAAGAGGAAGGAAUUAAACAGCCCGCGUGUAUCUUUUUUCCGCUUUGUAACGCAUCGAAUGUGCCCUGGGAGAGGGACGACUGCUUGAUGUUUGCGGCGUGUCUCCCGAUGGUUCAUGUCGGGGAAUAUUUCAAAGCAGAUUUUCGUGGACCACGCAUUUUCUACCUGAACGGUGCAGCAAUGAGCACUAUAUUUUGUGUUUCCUCGGAUGAGGAUGAAUGCGGCGAGAAAGCAGUACCCCCGAUGUUACUGUCGAUCGUAGGUAAACCUCGAACGGCUGGUGACCAUCAGUGGAAGUAUAACUUCAGUAGAAGAGACCCCCACAUGUGUAGCAAUCAAGUAGGAGAUAGCGAAUGGGGUGGUAAUAACAACGAUUAUGCAGAUGGUGGUGGUCGUCCUAGAAGAGGAAACUCUAAUGAAGGUGGAAAUAAUCAUCAAGAAGCUAAUAAUAACUGUAGUGGCAAUGGUAACCAAGGAGGUGAUAAAGGAGAUAGGGAUGAUCGAGAUGGAAAUGACAACAAUGAAGAGCAGAGAGGAGGUUUCCCAGAAGAGGAGGAGGAAGAAGAAGAGGAUGAGAAUGCUUUGAUGGAAAAUCAAAAUGGGAAGACAAAAAAGAAACGGAAAAAAAAAUUAAAUGACAAAAGUAGGAAUAUUAAUAAAGCCGCUAGUGGAAGGAAAGGGAGAAAAAAAAUAGAUACCUUAAGCGAUACGCAGGAAGAGAGUAACAUGGCUGGAGGGAACUACGGAAGUGUGCGUAACGUGAAACAGUUUGCCACUUUUGGAGGGAUGAAUAGCGUUGGUGGUGUGAACAGUAUGGGAGGCAUGCACAACAAUGGCUCAGGGUCCUUCCUUUAUAAUAGCCACAUGUCAGAUAAAAUUAUGCAUGACGGUAUGGGUAAGCUAAAUAUGAAGUCGGGGGGCGGGUACCCCAGUAGGAUGGGUGGCGAUGCGAACUAUCAGAUGGGCGGCCCGAUGGGCGCCCCGAUGGGCGGUCAUGUUGGGGGUCACGUUGGGGGUCAUGUUGGGGGUCAUGUUGGCGGCCACGUAGGGGGUAACGUAGGCGGGAACGGAGGCUGCAAUGCGGUCGGUCAGAUGCACAACGGGAAUUUUAACCUGUACUUGAGUAACCGCGGGAGCAUGCCGUACGUGCCUCCUUAUGGCAACUCUAACGGCCCCGUUGGACUGAGUAUGAACAGCGGGGCGGGAGGGUCGAUGAACGGCUCACUGGGUAACCACGCGAAUAGCAGCGGCCAGGCUAGCAGCUCGGUGCAGGGUCAGAUGAACCACAUGAACAGCGGCUUCCGAAACAGCGUGAUGAAAAACAGCUGCAGUCAGGUGAACCGAAUGAUGACCACCCCCCUCAGUCCACACCUGGCGAACAGCGGCGUGAGCAGCGGCGUGAACGGAGGCCUAAACAGCGGCGUAGGUAAUAACAUGGGUAACUACGGGAUGCACUUUAACCAGCAAAAGGGAAGCGUAACGAAUGGGCACGUGGGGAACAAGGUGAGUUUCCACGUGAAUGGUCAGAUGGGAGUAGGAUGCGGGGUGCACAGUGGAAUGAACAACGGAGGUAACAACAGCUUUGCGCACCCCUCGAACAACCACGUCGGAAACGUGGCGAAUAGCCUGACUAGUUCAGUAAGCAGCAGCGCCAACAUGCAUAUGGAGGGCUCGAGUGCAAGUGGCAGCAAUCAUAAGAAGGCGCACGUGAAUCUACACCAGGGAGGCAACAAAAUGAGCAAAAGUUCGCUGAAUAGCCAAUUGGGGGGUCUGCCGGGUGUAAAGCCGGGGGCGCACAUGAAUGGGCAUAUGCAUAGUCCGGGGAAUGGCCACAUGGCUAACCAGAUGGGCGGACAUGCGGUGAGUCAAACGAACGGGUCAUUGAUGAGUCAGACGAGCGGAUCGCUGAUGAGUCAGACGGGCGGGCCACUGAUGAGUCAGACGAGCGGUCACUCGAACAAAGCACUCACCACUGCAGUAAGCAUGAACAAGUUGAGCAACGGCAAGAAAGCCCAAAGCGGAAAUGGAAGUUUGAGCAUGAACAACCAUAUGAUGAACCAAAUGGCUAUCUACGUGAGCCCCAACAUGGGUCGAAAUUCUGUGACAAAAAAUAUGAUGAGUGCAAAUGCGCCCGAUGGAAUGAACAAUGGCAAAAUGAAGGACACACUCAUGAACAGCAGUGUGUAUAGGAGCAACAGUCUUUUGAGGGACACCCUGAUGGGAAGCAACAAGGCGGGUCAAAGUGGCGCGAUGAAGGGCGACAUGAUGAAGGGCGACAUGAUGAAGAGCGACAUGAUGAAGAACGAGAUGAUGAAGAACGAGAUGAUGAAGAACGAGAUGAUGAAAAACGAGAUGAUGAAAAACGAGAUGAUGAAAAACGAGAUGAUGAAAAACGAGAUGAGGAAUAAUAACAGUUAUAUGAUCGGCAUCAUGAAUGACAACUUGGUCAGUAUGAACAUGGGACUGGGAGCACACGGUAGCUUCCCUCCUAUGAAUAGCCCCCCCAUGUGCAGCAAUGGAAGCGCCAUGAAAUUUGCAGGAGAGAGAUACGCCAUGAAUAAGAUGCCCCCCAACAGCAACGGUGGAGGAGGCAAUGGCAGCGUCGGCAUGAUGAUGAUGAUGAUGAACAGAGAGAUGAACGAAAUGGGGAACCACCCCGGAAUGAUCAACUAUCUAAGUGGCAACAGUUUUGUAAAUAAAAAUAUGAAAGGUGUGAAGAUGGAGAGUAGCUACCCCUUUGAGCAGGCGAACAUGAGGAGUGACCAACUGCACCAUUUGGAGGUUCAUCAGGCGAACAUGGGUAACAUGCACAUGAAUGGGGGGAUGAAUGGGGGGAUGCAUGGGAGUAUGAAUGGGAACCUGAAUGGGAGUGUGAAUGGGAACCUGAAUGGGAGCAUGAACAGUGCCAAGAUGUACCUGAGCAAUGUACAGCUAGAGAAUGAGAAGCUAAGGAGCGGGAAUUUUCUUCAGGGAGAAAGUAAUCAGCUGUAUCCGUAUGGAAGUGGAGGAAACGGUACAUGUGGAGGUAGUGUGCACAACCAGAACGAGGACAUGAACGGAGUGGGGAAUGGCAGUGCAUGUGGAACUACGAAGGAUGUAGGAAGUGUGAGUAGCAAUAAAAACAAUACAGUCCUUAAUAGCAAGAAAAAAAACAAGAACAAUUUGAAGAAUGGAAGAGAUGACGAACUGAAUAAUAGCCAGAAUUUAAGGAGUGUAAAAAUUAACUGGAGUAAAUUUGAUAGCAUUUUUAAAAAAAUAAAAUUAGAAAAAGAUUACGAAAAAUUUCUCAACACAGAUGAGGAGAAGAAGAACAACAUGUCAGAUGCAGAUACUGAGGACAAAUCAGAUUGGGAUCAGAACCCAGAUCCAGGAUUUAAUGACCUGUUGAACAUUAACUUUAGGUCCUUCAUUCAUGAUUACAAUGACGUACUCAAUAAGCUGAACUCAAUCAAAGUGAAUGAUAAAAACGCGUUCAAAAAUAAUACAUAUACACAAUUGUAUGAGGAAAUUUUUCUAAAUAUUGAACGUUUUUUUGACAUUUCCCAGUUGAAGCAUGAAAAUAAUUUUACACAUUCAAAUUUUUACAAGAACACCCUUGAUCGUGUUAGCGGAGGAGAUAUGCUUUUUGCUAAUGGGAGUGGAAGCGAUUGCUACGAAGGGGGAGUGACUUCCACCGAGGUAGUAGUAGUAACCCCUACUGCAGCAUCUGGGACCGCGACCAAUGUGGGUCAUCAGAUCGGCAAGACGAAGCUUAACAGAGGGGGGAGCUCAAAAGCUAAGGACCUCGAGAAGGGGGAUGAUAACGGUGAAGAUGAAAUUAUGAGCAAGGCAAAGACGAACUUCUUUCAAAGUGUAUCCCGCAGCGCGGGAAAUAAUUCCCUGUUCGAAAUGUUAUUAAAAAAAAAAAAAGAGUUUGACGAGAUUUGCAUGCUGCAUAACUUCGACUCGGCGCUCACCGAUAGGAAGUUUCCCACCACGGAGAGGAACUUUGCCCACACGGUCUUGAAUUUUGCCUGCACGGACAAGAAAUCUUCCCACACGGACAACAAUUUCACCUCCACCAAUUUGCAGGACUCGCCUGCCCCAAAUAAGACAGGCGCCUGCGCGGCAGACUACAGAAACGGUGGUGCCCACUUCGGGAUCGGUAACGUCCGGCAUACACAGGAGAACAACCCAGGGACGAACAAAAAGGGAGGGAGUGAAAUAAAAAAUGCAGCGUACCAAAACUAUUUCAUAGAAAAAAUAUUAUCCAAAAGGUACAGGACGUAUUCCAUUAACGAAUUUGUAAAUGUUCAGCUGAAUGAAAAUUUGUUGGAACUUAUCGACAUGUACAAACAGAACCUUUGUUUUAAUAUUAGGAAGAUGUUGAAGAAAAAAAUGAGCCAUCAGAAAAAGAGACGCUUCGAUUGGGAUUAUGGCGUUAAGGAGAAGAAACGGAUCAGUAGAAAGACGUGGAAAGGGAAGAGAACAGAAUUACUCAUGGGAAGGAAAAAAAAAAAGAGAAGGAUAAUACGAAAGGGAAAAGGGUUUCCCAGUACAACGUUGAAGAUGGUAGGAAAGAUAAACAACAGUGAUGAGUUGGAAAGUGCAGAAGCAGGGUUGGCUCCCCAAUUGGGAGAUGAUCACCCUGUUAUAGAAGCGAAGAACGAAUCGGGGGAUAAUCUAGACAAACCACUUUUUUCUUUCUCCUCGGGAAAUUUUAGAAAGAAAAAAAAAAUCGAUCAAGACGAUUCUGCUAAUGUAGGCGGUGGUAGUAGCAUUCGUACAGAGGGGGGGAAGAAGAAAGUUGAAAAUUCUGCAGCGGGGAAGAAAUGCGAGCAGAAGAAACGGAAAGAUGAUGGUGGAGAAGAGAAGCCCAACGGGUUGAGAGAUCCGAGUGAGAACCCAGAUAGUGGGAUCAAUCAACUCGUGAAUAAGCUAUCCUUUGGGUUCUUCCAAUCGAAGAUGAAGUCCCCACAGAAGAGUGAAGGAGAAAUGAAAAAUAAGAGCGAUAGUACAGUAGACCAUUGUACGAUGGAGAACCACGGAGAUAUUAGCCUCUACAUAGAGAAGAAAGUCAGGAAAAAGGAAUCACAGCGAAGGAGUGGAGAAGAUCUCAUGCAAGCAUCAAAAAUGGAGUGUACCAAUCUUUCCAUCAACAGAGUGAAAAAAAAAUUAUUAGAAGAAAGGAGAAAGAACAAAUUGAACAAGAGAAAAAAAAUGAUGAAUCUGAAAUACAAAACUAAUGCUAUCAUCGAUUUUGGAGAUAAAAUUGUCUGGGUGUCAUUCGAAUUUAAUCACCUAGACACUCUGAGGAAGAUGAAAAAUAAUUUUUUCAACUUGUACAAUUUGAAUGAAAUUGAGAAAAUGAAAGAAUCGGAAAUAAAUUUGGAGAAAUGUAUUACGAAUGAAAUGAGAAAAUAUAAAAAUGUAAAAAUUAAAUUUUAUAAAUUGCUCAGUUAUUACGAUUUUGUUUUUUUGAAGAACCGAUUGAACUUCAUCAAAAUUAAGUAUAAGAAUGGGGUGACUAAGACUCCGAGAGGGAUGACCUUCUUCCCAGGUUGUUCCUUGUCAAAGGUGGCCGACAGGAAGGGGGAGGAUCUCCCAGCUGAGGCUACCUCGGUUGGGGUGGCUGUCGAUGAGGCUACCUCGGUAGGAGUGAUUAUCGAUGAGAGUGGCGGUGGAGCCAUCGUAAGUGACCCAACUGUGGGGAAUGUCGAAUGUGAGGCGGUAGAAAACAGAGACAGGAGUGAUAGCUUCCUUCAGGAUGGACCUACUAAGGGUAAGGACCACGGUAGGGGGGACGCCCUACUGAGCGAUCUCCACUCUAGUGCAGAGUUCGUCUCGAAGGAUGACCCGCAGGCAGGCGUAGUAGCCCUUAGUGAAGAGGGAGAAGUGAAAGGGGGAGAAGUGAACGGCGGAAGCGACCCCCCUGUUUUGAAGAGCGAAGGGGGGGCAGCCCAGCACUCGCACCAACAGGAGCAGCAGCAGGAACAGGAGCAACGACAGGGGCCCCUCGCGCGGGAGCAACUUCUUCCCCCGCCGCAUGGUACCUCCGUCUUUGCCAAAAGGGAGCACCCCAAGAGCGAAGUGAUAUACCCCUACCUGCCCUUCGCCAAAACAACAAAAAGAACAGAUGAUGGAGACAUUAAUGAGCUUAUAAAUGACGUGAAGAAUUUAUGUAUCGAACCCAACGACCAUAUGAUCAAAAAAAAAAAGCUAAGGAAGGACAUAACGCUAUUCCCACUAAUCGACAAGAAACGGUUAAACACGUACAUCCGUCUCGAUUUAAAUGCAGCUGCGAAGAAGGAAGAACUUAUCGCAAAUGAAACCAUAAACAACCAUUCAGUAGACAAAGAAAUGAGCAUCCUUAACAAAUUCUUGAGUACAAAUUUGAAGCUUGAAAAAAUGGAAUUUGGAAAAGUCGGGUCAGGAAUAACUGGGUCAGCUGGAGGGGGAGCAGCAGUUGGAGCAGUAGGAGGAUCAGCAGUUGGCUCAAUAGCAGGAGCAGCAGCUGGCGCAGGAAUAAUGAUAGAAAAUUAUGAUCAUGCAAGAAAUAACCAUAUGCAUAGUGAGAAAUACAACGCUGCCAAUUCGGUCCUGAUUGAUAAUUACGUAUGGUCCAACAACCCCUCCCUUUUCAGCAUCUUCGAGAAAUAUUAUUUGCUGUUAAAAAUGCAAAAAUAUAUUUUGCAAUAUAGGCACUUUUCAAAGAAUAACAUUAAGAAGAAACUAAGUUCAGAAUCCAACUGCGAUGUUUAUUCGAGUUCGAAUUCGGUGAAUGGUUCCUCUACUGGGAACGUUAGAGGUAGAAAGAGGUAUGGGAAGGGGAGUAAAGGUGCAAAGAGGGGCGGAGGACGUAGACUCUCUUACAAAGGUGGAAGGAGGGGGUUGGCUGCGGUGGCGACAUCCGCUAAUGAUACGACCCCCGUGGGUGCGAUUGGUGUGAAGAGGAGGAGAAAGGCAGGAGUGGCUAGCAGUAAGUCAUGCAAAGAUUUAACCGCUCCUCCUGGUGCCUCGCACAUGGUGUGCGCGAAGAAUGGUACGAAUGAGUAUGGCUUGGUUAACUGCGAAAAGAAUGAGCAGUUGGGAGCAACCACAUUUGUGAAGGUAGAACCGGAGGGGACACCGAUGUGUGUGGACUCGAUCCAGAAUGAAGGGGGUGACCUACAAGGGAUGGCCCACCAAAGAGAUAGCGCACCCAUUGGGAAGGGAACCAACGGCAGUGUAGAAGUGCCCCCCGAGCAGGUUGGCUCGUUUUACCCUGCCACGAAGAACGAAGUGGAGGAAGAGGCGAAUGCAAAAGGGAGAAACGCCUUGGCCGAUGAGGUGAACGUGCCAAGUGGAGGGGCAAUCGCGCAAGAUGCGCGCACGGCGAACGAAGUGGGUGUGAUUCGAAGCGGCAGAAGUGGGAGCAACAGGAGCAUCAGGAGCGGGAGUGUCAGAAGCGCGCACAGGAGGAACUCGCUCCAAAGGGGUGUGCCCAAGAGGGGGGUGAGCUUCCAGGAGUUGGAAGCGGACAGGGACGCAGGUAGAGACGCAGGCAGAGAUGCAGACAGAGACGCAGGCAUAGAUGCAAAGAGAGAUGCAGACGGAGACUCGGACGGAGAGGCAGAACUGGACACGGAGCUAGACCUGGAUGACGGAAGGGGGAAGAAAAGGAGAGGAAGGAAGAAGGGAAAAAAGAGGGGCAGGAAAAAAGGAGGAAGAAAUAAAAUAAAAUCAGAAGAAGAUAAAAUGAGAGAUGGAGAAAGUAAAAAAACAAUUUGGAGAAAACAAAACGGAGAAUGUAAAAAGGAGCAAUUAGAAGAUAGCAAAAAAUUCACAGAUCUUAUUAACAAUGAAGAAAUGCUGGAUGAAAUGGAUAAAGAAAUCUUGGAUAACGAAGUUAUACCAAUCGAUAAGGACAUCAUAAUCGAUUUGCUAUGCGAAGAGGAAAAACUGAUAGAAAGCUAUAUUAAAAACUCCAAAUUUGUAGACAAAAAUUUAAUUUGUUUUCUGAUUUAUCUCAAUACCGUUCAGAAGAGACUGAGCUCCAUCUCGAAUAUGUUACUUAGGAAGGUCAUCAAGGAAAAUAAAAUGCCUGUAAAAAUGAGUGAAAAUGUUAAUCGAAGUGACGAAAUUACUUAUAGAUAUCUUAUGUUUGAACGAUGGAAUCAAUUAAGGUACUCCCUUUUUUACAACAUGAAUUAUGUUAGAUGUGGUGAUAGUAGGAUGAAGCUUCAUGAUGGUGGACAAUCCGAUGGGUACAAAAAUGUAAAAAUUGAAACCAUUUUCGAUUUACACAAAUUUUCUGGAAAAUAUAAGAAGCAGAAAUUACCUCCCUUUGAGUACAGCAUGUUUCUUAAGUACAGAAUUCACAAGCAAAGUAAGUCAUGUGCAAAUGGAGAGGAUGGGGAGUGCUCCCUAGGUGGUAGACGCACAGAAGGGGUGGAAGAGACUGAAGAUGAAGAGGCCCUAUUCAUAAAUAAUGAGGAGAAUUUUUGCGGCUUUUCAAAUAACGCCGAUUUGAAUAUUACCCCUGUGUUGUCCUACUGCUGUGUGUGCUUUAAUGAUGACUAUAAUAGCACGCAGAUUAGUGAACAGGGAGAGCCUGUUCAGAACGUGUCUAGGAACAACUCCAUUUCGAACUCGGCUGUGGAUGUGAAGAGUGAGAGCAAGAACAUGGAUAAGACGCAGCAGGGACAGGGCAGAAGUAGGUCCAACUCGAAGAGAGAGGAGGUGACCCCUGGGACAUCGGAACAGAACGGGGGUGAGAAGGGCGCCCCGGAGGCGACCCCCGCACGGGAGGGUGCUGUAGGGAGCGGUUUGGGAAGCGGUUUGGGAAGCGGUUUGGGCAGCAUGGGCGUGACCCAGAUUAACGGCCCCCUCGGUGGGUGCGAGAAAAAAAUCAACAGCAUCUGCAGCGGCACGGACAUUGCCAUUAUCGAGAAAAACAUCAAGAGCAACCGUAACCUGAUGAUGCGCUGUGGAAGGUGCUACAUGCACGUGCACAAGUUUUGCUACAUUUCGACCAAAAAAACGGAGGAAAGUAGUUCCACGUACGCACAGGCAACCACUCCCAUCGGUUCCAACGAGUGGCUCUGUCAGAGAUGCGAGUUUGAAAAGAAGGCCUUAGGAAACAAUUACCUCUACCUAUUUGAUAAUCAUGUCAAGUGUUACAUAUGCAUAGAAAGAGGAGGAGCGUUCAUCCAACUUAGGAGUGACAUUUUUGUCCACACCUUCUGCGCCAUGUUCUGUGUCCCAGACUUGCUCGUCAAUGCAAAUGUAAAUUUAGAAAAUAUGGAAGAAUUCCUGAAACUAAAUAAUUUAUCCUUGACGCAGGAAAUUUUGUCUUCUUUGGAGAGGAAGAGGCGAAAGCUUUUGAUGAGCAGCAACCUCACGAAGGAGAGGAGAUUGGCGGAGGGUACAAAGGAGGAUGGACUCCUCCCCUGCGUGACUGGGAAUAGUAACUUAAUAGAUCUGAACCCAUGUAACGAAUCGCUAUCUCAUCCCAGUGUGAUAAAUUUACCUGUGAAUAACUCCCCACAUGUAGUAGUAAACUGCGGAGAAGAGAAGUCAACAGAUUUUGUAAAUUUGGGAAAGAAUGAAGACACGGGGGAGGGAGGAAGGAAUUCUCUAUCAGACCCCUCUAAGGGACACACGAUUAGCGGAGCAGCUGAUUGUGGAGGUCCUAACCCACAGGUGGAUAUCGAACAUCGGUACAAAAACAAAUCGAUAAGGUCUAUUUUUUCGAAAAGUUACAUCUCCAGUACUAACCAUAGUGGUAAAAAAAAUGUGGAUACGAUGAAUGGUGGUGCUAAGGCUGGUGACUUGUUCCCGUUGGAGCAGAAGGAGGAUAAGAAGAAGAGGGGAAGUGAAAAUUUUAGCCAGAUUGAAAAUUUGAAAAAAAAGAAAAAAAAUUACAACGGGGGAUAUGAAUAAAUGAGCGGCGGUAUGAGCGGCGGUAUGAGCGGCGUGGCGAACGGCGGGUUGGAGACUGGUGGAGACGGGGCCAAAGGUGCCCUCGGUGAGGACAAGGGGGAGAGCAAUAGCCGUGCGCUUCUCCUUGAGGGGGGUGAGUCCACGAGAAGCGGCUUUGACAAUAGGAAAGACGCGAACCAAUCGCAAGGAAAAAAGGACAGUGUGCGAAUACAAUAUGGGGAGAGCUACCCACAGGAUGGAUACUCCUCCUCCGAGUCUUCGUGCUCCACCCUGACGGCGUCUUCCACUCGAUCCGACUCGACGUUGUUUCACCGCCAGGAUGAUGCCACGAAUGUAGAGAGGGGUCGUCACCACGAUGAGGAGGCCACAUUAAACGGAUCGGUGAGAAGGCAAAAAGAGAAGAAUAUGAAGAACCUCCCCUCGAAACUGUUAUCAUGCAGCCCGUACCUACUGAACGGAUACGCACAGGAGAAGGUACGGUGCGACAUUUGUUUGAAGAGCAAAGGAUUAUUCAUCAAAUGUGAACAUAUCAAAUGUGACAAGUAUGUUCACCCGCUGUGUGCAUACAUGUGUGGAUUAUACAUCAAAUGCAAAAAUUCAAAUAAAAAAUUUUUAAAAUUUCAAAACAAAGUUGAUUAUUGUUUCCCUCGCAUAUUCUUUUUCAUAAAGUGCAUCUUCCACUCCAUAAGAAAAUGUGGUGCCAUUAGAAUCUACGAUGAGAUGAUAAAGCGAAGGACCAAGUACCUUAAUCGGGAUUUAUAUCCAAGUAUAUACGAAAGCAAUAAAAAGGAGAGGAAGCAAAAGAAUUCUGUCAAGUACAAAAUUAGAAAUAACUGUAAUUCUUAUCAGUAUAAUUUUUUCCUCCUUCCAUCGAUUGAUUAUAUAAAGAAUGAUAUUUGCUUGGUUUGCUUUACAUCCUAUAAGAAGAAGAAGCUGCUGUAUUGUAAGUAUUGCAACAUGUGUGUGCAUAAGAGCUGCUACCUUGUCGACUCGACCUUCUUGGAGUAUCACUUUUAUCGAAAGAAUAAAAGGACGCAUACCUUUUUAAUGCACACAAAGCAGCAGAAGGUGAAGAAUUUGCUGGGGAAAGUAAAGGAGAAGAAGGAGGCUCUGUUGAACAUACUUCACGAGGAGAAUGGACACUACGCGUAUGGUGAUGUGUCGCUGGGAGGAGUAGCUACCUCAGUUGUGAAAAAGGAGGACCUAACCGAUGGGGUGAUUGCCCCCCACCAUGGGAUGAUUGCCUCCCACCAUGGGAUGGUUGCUCCCCACCAUGGGAUGAUUGCCCCCCACCACGAGAUGACAGAUCUUCCUGCACUAACAGAAACAGGGAGGGAUCACCCCAGCGGAGUAAAAUGUGAGCACGUGGAGGAGCAACUUCUGGAAGGGCAUCUUAACCCCCCUGGAGAAAAUUCCAAAAAUGUAAAUCAGGACCUCCUCCCCCCUGUGAGCAAUCGUAUCAUCAUGCCUGAAGGAGGCGCACCAAAUUGUGUAGCACAAAGGGACGAAGCCCCCCCAGGUGAGGGGCCAGCGGAGCACUCGAAGGAAGAACAUGCACAGUUUGAAAAAAAAAAUAGCAGGGACAAAGAAAUAGAAAAGUCCACAGUAUUCAAGGAGUUAAUGAAAAAUGAAGUACUGAAUUGUUUAUACACCCCUGAAUAUUUUCAAAGCGCAGAAAUUAUGAACAAACUCAAGGAGUUUAAAAAGAACCAAAGGUUUCUGCAACUAAGUGAAGAUGGGAAGUACCGAUGCGAGGAGGAGAAGUGCCUAACCGAUUUGGACGAUAUAGAAGAAAGGAAAUUAUUUGUAUGUGAUUUGUGUGCCAAUAAUUAUAGUUAUGAAAAUGUGAACUGCAUACUGUGCAGUCGAAGGGGAGGUGCGAUCAAAUUAAUCAGAGUUAAUGAUUACAAUAAGGGAGAGAAAAAUAAAAAUAAAAAAACGCCUUCUUGAAUGCAGUGUGCUUUGUAUGCUCCUCAAAUUAUUAUACAAGACAUUGGGGAGGAAUACUACCAGAUUUUUAAUUAUGAUAAUUUUUCCAUGCACGACUAUGACGAGGUGUCCGAGAUGAAAGAGAAGGACUUCAAAUCAGACACCGAAAUUUGUGUUUUGAAUAACGAGUGUGAUUAUGAUGAGAAGCAGAGUUUGUUGGGAGAGUUUCUUUACCGCCAUGCAGCCGGGCCCGCUGUGAACAAGGGUAGGAACGGCCGCAGGGUCCCCGCUAGGAAGAACAUCGCUAGUUCUGCUGUGAGGCAGUCUAACGGGAUUGGCAACCCCGGUGGGGGAGAAGGCGACGCGAAGGUGAAAAAGCAGCUGAGUUUUGACGUGGCGAAGAAGGGAACGGAUGGAGUGAGGACGCUAUCGCAGAGUGGGCUGCAAAGUGGGCUGCAAAGUGGGUUGCAAAGUGGGCUACAAAAUGGGCUACAAAAUGGGCUACAAAACGGGCUCCAAAACGGGCUCCAAAACGCAGAACACUGUGGCGCCCACUUGGUUAAGCAGGAGCGGGAGGAACACCCAACGGAGGCGUGCAACCUGAUGGGCGUCGCACAAUGUGGGGACACUCUCCACUGCCCCAACGCUACCACAAACAGUAAUAUAAUUCUAAACAAAAUAGACAAAUAUGGAAGGAGACUUAAAAAAGGAAAAGAAAUUUUAUCCUACAGUAAAUCGAGUAGCAUGAUGGGAGAUACCAACAAGAGGCUAAUAGUAACAUCAUCCACACACGUAGGAUAUUCAAAUAAAAAAACAACCAAUCUGUACUAUUACAACUUCAACAGAAAAAAAAAUAAUUACAAAAUUAUUAUUAAAGAUAAAUUAAAAAACAUUUAA